Messenger RNA from Lachnellula hyalina, 1236 nucleotides. RefSeq lists its product as uncharacterized. The transcript has a single exon. Lineage: Eukaryota; Fungi; Ascomycota; Leotiomycetes; Helotiales; Lachnaceae. The record is from RefSeq and is a predicted model, not a curated record. Bases 1 to 1236 code for a protein of 411 amino acids.
AUGGUUCUCGAAUUCCCAACCUCUCGUAACGGGUGGAAGUUAGAUGCAGUUGGCCUCCUCGCAGUCAUCGGCGAGACAACAACUGAAAAAUGCGCCGAGCCAAUGACAGCCUCGUACCUCUGUCUUCUUCCCCGUCUCAUCCCAGCACCACAAGCUCUAAUCCGCCCAAAUCGACGUGAGUCUCUUGCCAGAGUGCCUGCCUCCAUCGUUGGAGUUCAUACAGGUAUGGUCCAAACCCAACUGCCAUAUAUCGCCAACCAGAUCCACCCCAUUGCGGAUAUUCCUCCUUAUGCUGUGAUUGUGCUUGAAAUCACGCACCACCCAUCGAUGCAUCCCCCGAGAACAAUACCAGACGACGAGUCUGGCACCAUCGGCACUCCUGUUCGCAGGACUACAAACUUGGAGAGAAUCAAGUCAUUCAUCCCUCCCCGCCCUCAACCGUUAAUGAAGACAAAAGCCAUGGCGCCUCAUAAUGUUCUAAGCGUCCUCUCAACGUUCCUGACAAUCGCUCUUCUUAUCUGGGCCAUUGUCAUUGGGGACGGCGCAGCGACCAUAGCAAUCGUGCUCCUGUCUUGUGCAACGACCCUGUUCUGCGCGGCCGCUCUCUGGAGCCCACCCAACAGGCUACCAACAAGGCAUAUGGCGCCUGUCCCCCCCGGCGAUGUAGUGAUACGCACCGGGUACGGCGCGUUCCUCAUAAUAAAGUGCGACGAGAAUGUUGCGCGAGAGCUAUAUUUCGGCACCGAGGAAGUCGUCCAGGUGAUCACGAGAGGCUUCGGCUCCUGCGUGGGCGCCGGGACCGUCGUCUUCAUGGUUGCCGUCAUCAUGAUGGGCAACUGCUCCUGGACCAUGCAAGCUGCGCUCGCCGUCACGUACCUCGUGCUCAACGCCGUGUAUUGGUUUGCUGCUCUCCUGCCCUCGAAAACCCACUGGGAGUUUCCUCGAUACCAGUGGAGAGAUUUCACGCCCGAAGAUGCCAAAUACCAGGAUGUAGCCAUCGGUGUGACAAGUAGACCUUCAUUUACUCGGUCCCUGUGGAGGGCGAUUCUGGAGACAAAAUCGGUAGGUUGGGUUAGGAAGGGGGGUGCUGCACCAAACACUCCUAUUUGGAAUGAAUGGUUGGAUUUGGCAGAGAUGAAUGCUCAAAAUGGCAAUCGCCGUUGGCCAUUUUUGGAGGAAAAGAAAAGGAUAGAGGAUGCUUGGAUGGAGAAAGAACUUCCGAAGCCAAGGUCAUGA